Messenger RNA from Phlebotomus papatasi, 3784 nucleotides. RefSeq lists its product as uncharacterized. Gene Ontology annotation, molecular function: metal ion binding. The record is from RefSeq and is a predicted model, not a curated record. Lineage: Eukaryota; Metazoa; Arthropoda; Insecta; Diptera; Psychodidae. Bases 628 to 3696 code for a protein of 1022 amino acids. The transcript has 7 exons.
UACGAUUUUCACAAUUUAAUUUUAAAUUCAAUUGAGCCAAUUGAGCAUUAUAAGAUUUCUAGAAUUUAUUUGAAAAUUCUCACAGCCAGGACACAUUUUUCAAGAAAUUUGCUCAAUUUCAAACAAAUUUAUUUUAACAAAGGGGCAUCACAACAACUUUUGUUCUGAAAAUCUGCAGUUUUGAAAAAAAAACAAUUAUUCAAGAAAUUUCUCAUUCAAUGAAAUACCUCUAUUAAGUGAAAAAAAACCAGUUCAAUAACUUCAAUAUCAAAGUAACUCAUGGAAUCUUUUUAAUUUCUGUUGCAUUCUUAGAAAAUAAUUUAUACUUAUUACUUAGUACUAUUGCUUAAUUAUUAUCGCAUAAGAUACAGAAAAAUAUAGGAUAGGGCAGGAACCAAAUAAAUAUCCGAGGGAAAGUUAGGAUAACCUCACUUUUCCUUUCAUUGUGAAUGUUUUUGGCGGAACUCUGGAACGAUAUAUCGAAUGACGCAACGAUAUAUCGAAACGCGAAAUUUUUAUUUGGUUCACUGACAGCCGACGUCAGUAUUCUCCAGGGAAAAGCAGCUGGUGGAAGUUUAGUUGGAAAACCCGAAUAAAAGCUAGAGUUUUGGAAAAAGUAAUCAGGAGAUGGCUUCAUUCAAUUUGGUGUGCUCCACGAAGGCCAAUGGGAAGAUUCCGGUGCAUAAAUACCGCAGCACUGCCACCGGCCUUACCCUAAUUGUGGCAGAGGUGGAAGGUCCCGUUGUCAAUGGGUACUUUGCCCUGGCUACUGAGGCGCAUGAUGAUGAUGGGCUGCCUCAUACACUUGAGCAUCUCAUUUUCCUGGGAUCUGAACUGUACCCGUACAAGGGAGUGCUGGACCUCCUGGCGAAUCGGUGCUUGGCAUCUGGAACCAAUGCCUGGACGGAUACUGAUCAUACGUGCUACACGAUGACCACUGCCGGUAGUGAUGGGUUCCUCGAACUCCUUCCUAUCUUUCUUGAUCACAUCCUCUAUCCAACUCUCUCUGAUGCUGGCUUCAUCACUGAAGUCCAUCACGUUUCCGGGGAGGGUGAGGAUGGUGGGGUGGUUUACUGCGAGAUGCAGGGUCGUGAGAAUUCGGGCGAGAGCAAGGGUCAGUUGCAAAUGCUGAGGAGUAUCUAUCCGAAUUGUGGGUAUUCGGCGGAAACUGGAGGGAUUAUGCAUAAUCUUCGAACUAGUACAACGAAUAAAAAAGUUCGGGAUUACCAUGCGGCCUUCUAUCGCCCGGAAAACUUGGCCAUCAUCGUGACUGGUCAGGUGGCAAUUGAAGACCUUGUUCGUGUGCUAAAACCACUGGAGGAAAGAAUUUUCUCCAAGGGAGAUCGUCCACCAUUUGAAAGACCAUGGCAAACACCUGUUGAGCCUCUGCCUCAAUCCCAAGAUGUUAAGAUCCUCUAUCCAUCGGAUGAGGAGGAUUGUGGCUUGGUGUUCAUUGGAUGGCGCGGUCCUAAGUGCACUGUUGAGCAUACAACUCUCACAGCGUGCUCUGUUCUAAUGCGCUAUCUCUCAGACACGAGCGUGAGUCCUCUGCAGAGGGAUUUGCUCGAAAUUGAUGAUCCCUAUGCCAGCAAAGUGAGCUACAACAUCGGCGAAAAUUCUGAAUCAGUGCUCAAUUUCACUUUCCACAAUGUGCCUCUAAAUCUAGUGGAUGAGGUUCAUUCGAAGUUGCAGCAAGUGCUAGGGAAGAUAGCUAGUGGUGAAGAGAAGAUUGAUAUGACUCGUAUGAGAAAUAUCAUUGAGAAGAAUAUCGUGGAAUCGUGGAGUUGCCUCGAAGACAAUCCUCAUGAAGCCAUUGCUUUCUUGGUGAUUGGGGAUGUUUUGUACGGUAGCUCUCCUGAUGACUUUGAGCUGAGACUCAAUACAAAUACCGAAUAUGAGAGUUUCAAGGACAAAGACGAGACUUUCUGGAUUAAUUUGCUGAAGAAGUACUUUGUGGAUGCCAAAUAUGUAGUAGUGAGAGCUGUACCGAGCAUUGAGGAGCAGCACAGGAUGUCCAAGGAGGAGAUUGAACGAAUUGAGCGACAGAGAGCAGAUUUGGGCGUUGAAGGGAUGCAGACCAAGGGUGAUGAACUCUGCGAGGCCAUGGCUCAGAAUGAAAUAACUCCACCAACUGAGAUGCUGACUAAGGUUCCCAUCCCAGGAACAGACGCCAUCAAGUAUCAUCCUGUGAAAGUGUAUAGGUCUGGGGAAGGUGAUGGGAAUCAAACCGGAUUCAACGUGGACACUCUCCCUGUUUAUGCCGAAGCUUACGAUAUGCACACCAAUUUUGUCUACUUGAUCGUCACUCUCAACACCGAAACCCUCGAAUCCAAUCUCCGACCCUACUUGCUGCUGUUCCUGGACCUCCUGAUGGAGUCUCCUGUGCGCCGAGAUGGUGUCCUGAUCCCCUAUGAACAAGUUGUUGCUGCUCUGGAGUCCGACGUUAUCUCCUCUUCAGCUGCUCUAGGCCUUGAAACCAAGAGUCGCUUCUCUUGCGGUCCCUUCUCCCACACCGUUUCCAUGUCCCUUCAGGUGGAACCACAGAAGUAUACCACUGGCGUGAAGUGGAUCAAGGAACUUCUUCAUGAUACAGAGUUUACAGUUGAGAGGAUUCGGGUGUGCGUGGCAAAGAUGGUGAAUGAUGUGGCUCAGGCCAAGAGGAAGGGCAAUUCUGUUGUCCAUGAUCUGCUCAAAGCUCUGUUUUAUAAACGCUACAGCAAUGUUCAAUUGAGCUCAAUGCUGCGUCAGCAUAAAUUUCUCACAGGACUACUGGAGCGCCUUGAUACUCCGGAAGGAUCCGUAGCUGUCGUCGAGGACCUCAAUAGGGUCCGUAAUAUUAUUACCCGAGCUGAAAAUGUGGCAAUUCAUGUUGCGGCUGAUUGGGCACGCCUAGCUGAAAUUGUUCCCGAUCUCAAUGCUCCGUGGGCUGAAAUAGCUCGUCCGGAUGACGUUUUGGAGAGCAGGAAGCUUACAGUUGUGCCCGAUUGGAGCCUAAUGGACAGUGAAUCGAGUCUAGCUGAUGGAACUGUUGGGACUGUCGUGGGAUUGGGAUGUGUUGAGGGUGCUUUCUUGAUUCAAGCUGCUCCAGCUAUUAAGGACUUUAUGGACCCGGAUCUACCGGCCCUGCUUCUGUUCCUGCAAUACUUGACCCAGCUGGAAGGACCUCUAUGGCGUCAGAUCCGAGGUCAGGGUCUGGUAUAUGGCUACAGUAUGGUACCCAGGCCACAUGAGGGACUUCUGUAUCUAACUUUCUAUCGCACCACUAAUGUCAUGGCGGCCUAUAAAGAAACCAAGGCCAUUGUCGAACGCCAGAUCUACGAUCAUGGUUCCUUAGAUGAAUCUCAGCCACGUUGGGAGCCAACGCUUCUCGAAUCAGCACGCAGCUCAUUGAUCUUUGAACUGAUCGACAGAGAGAAGAGUCUGGGAGAUAUUGUGACUCAGUGUUUACUGUCCAGUUUCAAGAAUAUCUCCAUUGAUUACAAUAGGAUGAUUGUCGAUAAAAUUGGCAAGAUCACUGAAGAGGAUCUAAGUCGUGUUGGCCAGAAGUAUGUGGAGUCCUUGUUCUCCCCGAAGGCGAAGAUUGCCAUCGUUUGCCAUCCGGAUCGUUCUUCUGAUAUUGCAGCUGCCUUCGAACAAAUGGGACAUCCUCUGUCAGUGAAGGUCCUCGAGGACAGCGUUCUGGCCCAUUCUUGCUGAAGCUUCUUGUGCAUUCCGUGUGGAAGAAGUUAAACAAAAAAAAACUUUGGUGGUACUUUAAUAAAAAUAUCGAUUUAUUAACAGAAAA